Molecule: messenger RNA, 426 nt
Organism: Eucalyptus grandis
Lineage: Eukaryota; Viridiplantae; Streptophyta; Magnoliopsida; Myrtales; Myrtaceae
Product: major allergen Pru ar 1-like
Exons: 3
Coding region: 1-426 (141 amino acids)
Biological process (GO): abscisic acid-activated signaling pathway; defense response
Cellular component (GO): cytoplasm; nucleus
Molecular function (GO): abscisic acid binding; signaling receptor activity; protein phosphatase inhibitor activity
Source: RefSeq, a predicted model, not a curated record
AUGGGUGUCAUCACUUUUCACUUCGAUAUCCUGUCCCCCAUUCCCCCGGCCAGCAUGUUCAAGGCCGCUAUCCUCGAUGCUGAUAACCUCCUCCCCAUGGUCCUCCCACGAGCCGUCAAGAGCGUUGAAGUCCUCGAGGGCGAUGGAGGUCCCGGGACCAUCAAGUUGAUGGCUUUUGGCGAAGGCAGCCAGAACAAGACAGCGAAGCACAAGGUCGAGGUCCUAGACAAGGAGAACUUCACCUACUGCUACUCAAUCACCAGGGCGAAGUGCUGGGCACCACCUUUGAGAAAAUCAGCUAUGAGUUACUUCACCAAUGGCGACGUGGACGUCCCUGAGAACGAGAUCAAAGCCGGGAAACAGAAGGUGACUGCGAUGGUCGGGGCCAUCCAGGCUUAUCUCGUGGCAAACCCUGAUGCCUACUGA